This is a messenger RNA of Candidula unifasciata, 768 nucleotides long. The record is from the annotation of a GenBank genome assembly. NCBI's taxonomy places the organism in Eukaryota, Metazoa, Mollusca, Gastropoda, Stylommatophora, Geomitridae.
AUGAGUUUCGAGGUGCAGGAGAUUCAAGUGAUAGAGAUGAAAAUGCUGGAUAAAAGAAAAUAUUAUCCGCUUACCCUUGUUAGUGGAUUAGCUGUACGGAGCUUGAUGUAUCCGUUUAUGCUGAUCAAGACUCGGCUACAGAUUCAGAAAGGGAACACAGUUUACCGAGGAACUUUUGAUGCAUUUGUGAAAAUUUCUGUCAAUGAGGGCAGGGCUGGUCUUUACCGUGGAUUUUGGGUGUCAUGUUUGCAGCUUUUCCCUACCGUGGCUUAUGUAUCUUCAUACGAGUGGACACGGCAUUAUAUGUCUGAACACUUUGGCAUACACGAUAACAGACUUCGAUCUUUCUUUGGUGGUGGGCUGGCUUCCACUAUUGCACAAACCAUUGCUGUGCCUCUUGAUAUUGUUACUCAACACCUGAUGUUGAUUGGUGGACGGGGCAGCUCAAAAGUUCUGCUUUCCAAUAUGGCUCCUGUAUACAUUCCUCGUCUGGCAAUACAAGUAGUUGCAGCUCCACUGGGUGGUGUUUCAGCCGCAGUUAUCACCAACCCUAUUGAUGUCAUCAGAGCCAGAAUACAAGUGGAAGGAACCUACUUUAAGGAGACAGUCCAGUUGUUGUGGAAAGAAGAAGGCUUGUGGAUGGUAACCAAGGGUCUCUCAGCCCGACUGGUCCAGUCAAUUCCUUUGUCAUUUUUUGUCAUACUCGGGUACGAGACAGUGAAGCGCUGGAGUGUCUUAGAAGAAUAUAAAGAUCAAGUUCGAUGGUGA